Zea mays is the source of this 1823-nucleotide messenger RNA. RefSeq names its product leucoanthocyanidin reductase. The transcript has 6 exons. The coding region runs from base 480 to 1511 and encodes 343 amino acids. The record is from RefSeq and is marked validated. Lineage: Eukaryota; Viridiplantae; Streptophyta; Magnoliopsida; Poales; Poaceae. Gene Ontology annotation, molecular function: oxidoreductase activity, acting on the CH-OH group of donors, NAD or NADP as acceptor.
GCGUAACCAUUUUGCAUUAAAAAAGGUAUAAAGUGAGCCACAUGUUUACACACAUGUCACAUCAUAAAUGGUUUUGAACGGACAAACCAUGACACAAGAGGCGUGUAAUGGGUUCUAGAUUUUACACUACAAACUAAGAAAAAACGCUUCAUAAUCACAAUCUCUAUCAGGAGACAACUGGCCAACCAUAACUACAACAAGGCAACUUUACAUUGUCUAUUGCACUGCAUUAUUGGACAGAGACGCGCCUUGCAACUUUGAGCUCUCUGGCCUGCCCCCGUUCCAGCAAGAUCUGUACUCCGUAUCCAUCAUCUCCUUGCUUAGUGGGCACUCAAAGUGUUGCUCAAACAAAUGAUGAUUCAUCGAUAGUGGCUGAGGCGACAGCUCUCCAAGUUUCGUCUGUUCGCUCGUGGUGGAAAUUCCGCUGAGCGAGCGAGUGAAUCCUCCUCUUCCUAGCCCCGGCGUGAGGAGCGCCGGCGAUGUCGACCGGCGGCAGGAAGAUGAGGACGGCGUGCGUGACCGGAGGAAACGGGUAUAUCGCCUCGGCGCUCAUCAAGGUGCUGCUGGAGAAGGGCUACGCCGUCAAGACGACGGUCAGGAACCCUGAUGACAUGGAGAAGAACUCCCACCUCAAGGACCUGCAGGCGCUCGGGUCCUUGGAGGUCUUCCGCGCCGACCUGGACGAAGACGGCAGCUUCGACGACGCCGUCGCCGGCUGCGACUACGCCUUCCUGGUCGCCGCUCCGGUGAACCUCCACACGAAGAAUCCCGAGGAAGAAAUGAUCGAGCCGGCCGUCAGGGGAACUCUGAACGUGAUGGGGUCGUGCGUGAAGGCGCGCACGGUGAGGCGCGUGGUCCUGACCUCGUCGGCGGCCGCGGUCACCACCAGGCCGCAGCUACAAGGCGACGGGCACGUGCUGGACGAGGAGUCAUGGUCCGACGUCGAGUACCUCAGAGCCCACAAGCCUGCAGGCCCCUGGGGGUACCCGGUGUCCAAGGUGCUCCUGGAGAAGGAGGCGAGCAGGUUCGCGGAGGAGCACGGCAUCGGCCUCGUCACCGUCUGCCCCGGCCUCACCGUGGGCGCCGCGCCGGCCCCGACCGCCCGCACCAGCGUCCCCAACUGCCUCUCUCUUCUAUCCGGCGACGAAGCCGCGUUCGCCGUGCUGGACGCCAUCGAGAGCGCCACCGGGUGCCUGCCGCUGGUCCACGUCGACGACGUCUGCCGCGCCGAGCUGUUCGCCGCCGAGGAGGGCGCGGCCGCGGGGAGGUACGUCUGCUGCGGCCUCAACACGACCGUCGCCGAGCUCGCGCGUUUCCUGGCGGACAAGUACCCGCAGUACGGCGUCAAAACGAACCUGCUCUCCGGCGAGCGGCUUGAGAAGCCGAGAGUGUGCCUGUCGUCGGCGAAGCUGGUGAAGGAAGGUUUCGAGUUCAGGUACAGGACGCUGGAUGACAUAUACGACGACAUGGUCGAGUACGGCAAGGACCUGGGAAUCCUGCCCGACUUGUGAUGCUGCUUGCUUCCUCUGCUCUCGGCCGGCGAUCAGGACUGGACUUUAAACCGUCCGGCAAAAUAAGCCCGUCUAUUUAUGCUGCUACUGUGCCGAACCAUAAUUGGACCUUCAAAAAAUGUCAAGAAAAUUUGUCUAUGUUAUGCAUUUUUGUCUACUCAGAACCGUUUGUCUGACUAGUAAAUAUGGAAUCGAAUCCUGUAUUAGCAAGCGUGACAAAUAUGCAUCAACUGUUGCAAGCUGUUGUUAGCAGAAGCAGAGAAGAGAGGUUUCGUGGGCAAGAAGAAGAAGAAGAUAGCGGGGGAAGCGGGG